UAAAAACAAAAUGAAAUGAAAUGAAAUGAUGAAUCAAAAGACCAAACAAACGGAAAACCAGCAGAGCACGCAACAACCCCCUUGAAAUUCUUCAUCCUCUCCUCUAAAUUUCAUCAAUCUCUUCAUCAAUUAAUCUCUCAUAUAUAUAUAUAUAUAUAUAUACAACAAGGAACCUGCAAAUAUGAUGAAAAUCGAGAAUAUGAUGGAGAAGAAGGUGCUGGAAGAUAUUAUUCGAAGACUUUUGGAAGGAAAAGGCGGGAAACAAGUGCAGUUAUCGGAGUCAGAGAUUCGUCAGUUAUGCAUCAACGCCAGACAGAUCUUCCUUUCGCAGCCUAUUCUUCUUCAUCUUCGUGCUCCUAUCAGGAUUUGUGGUGAUAUACAUGGACAAUACCAAGAUCUAUUGAGGCUUUUUGAAUACGGUGGCUAUCCUCCCUCUGCAAACUACCUCUUUCUUGGCGAUUAUGUUGAUCGAGGCAAGCACAGUUUGGAGACGAUAUGUUUAUUGCUUGCGUACAAGAUACGCUAUCCUGAUAAAGUGUUCCUCUUAAGAGGAAACCAUGAAGACCCCAAAAUCAAUCGCGUGUAUGGAUUCUAUGAUGAAUGUAAAAGGAGAUUUAAUGUGCGUCUUUGGAAGAUAUUCACUGAAUGCUUUAACUGUUUGCCUAUUGCUGCAUUAGUUGAUGAAAAGAUCCUUUGCAUGCAUGGUGGACUUUCACCUGAGCUUGAGAAUUUAAGUCAAAUUGAGGAAAUUGAAAGGCCUACAGAAAUCCCAGAUAAUGGACUUUUGUGUGAUUUACUGUGGUCUGAUCCUACUCAAACAGAGGGCUGGUCAGACAGUGAUCGAGGUGUUUCAUGUACUUUUGGAGCUGAUGUAGUUUAUGAAUUUCUUAAGAAGAACGGUCUGGACCUUAUUUGCAGAGGUCAUCAGGUGGUAGAGGAUGGCUACGAGUUUUUUGCCCAAAGAAGACUUGUUACAAUAUUUUCAGCUCCAAACUACGGGGGAGAGUUUGAUAACGCAGGUGCACUAUUGAGUGUUGAUGAAUCGUUAAUGUGCUCUUUCGAGAUCUUGAAGCCACUUGAUAAUUUGCAAAAACCAGGCACUUCUAAGGGGCCUCUUAAAAAGCCACCCAAACUGGGAACCGCGUAAUGGAGUUUGUGCUUAUUAGAAUAAACUAGUUUGGUAAUUGCUGGAACUUGAACAAGGGUCACAUCUCGGGGUGGUGUUUUGAGAGGUUCAAAGCAUGACCCGACCCGUUAGAUCUGUAAUCUUAGUCUCUAAUAUGAACCUUGUCUACAGGAACUGAGUUUUUGCUCUGGCUGUAAUCAAAUACCCUUUUAGGUUUAGAAGUAUACCUUUUUUAGGUUUUGCCAUCAACAAGUGAGUAGCUGAUAUCAGUUAUGAUUUUAAAUUUUUUUUCUUUGUGGAGAUGAUUUAUGGCCUCUUGGGAUCUGGAUGUUUGACCUUUUCAGUUAGUUUAAUUUGAUGAUCCAUUGGCUUGAAUC
Helianthus annuus (common sunflower) is the source of this 1503-nucleotide messenger RNA. Its product is annotated as serine/threonine-protein phosphatase PP1 isozyme 9. Gene Ontology annotation, molecular function: protein serine/threonine phosphatase activity. Lineage: Eukaryota; Viridiplantae; Streptophyta; Magnoliopsida; Asterales; Asteraceae. Gene Ontology annotation, cellular component: cytoplasm; nucleus. The record is from RefSeq and is a predicted model, not a curated record. The coding region runs from base 182 to 1147 and encodes 321 amino acids. The transcript is spliced from 4 exons.